AAGACGGGCGAGCACGUCGCGGAGGUGUUUGAGUACGUCGCGCGCCGCGUGGUCAUGCGCUGGGAGUACGAGGAGGCGCUGGAUGCGCGCACGCUGCACAUGCAGGAGGCAGACGACACCAUUCACCUCACCCACGCGCACCCAGAUCGGACGCGGACCAUUGCAUCGUGUUGUGGG
Messenger RNA from Postia placenta MAD-698-R-SB12, 177 nucleotides. RefSeq lists its product as hypothetical. Lineage: Eukaryota; Fungi; Basidiomycota; Agaricomycetes; Polyporales; Adustoporiaceae. The annotation marks the transcript as partial. The record is from RefSeq and is a predicted model, not a curated record. The transcript has a single exon.